GACAGAACUACAGCACAAGCAAAGAGAGCAGCAGCCAUGUUCUCAGCCCGUCUCCUGCGACAGGCACCGAGGCACAUCCUCAGGCACCAGCACCGUCUCCCAUCCACUCGCUCCCUCGCUUCACAAGUCAACGCCAUCCCACAGCAAAAGACAGAAACCACCACCCUCCCCAAUGGCUUCACCAUUGCUACGGAACACACGCCCUCAGCACAGACUGCAACGGUUGGUGUCUGGAUCGAUGCUGGCUCUCGUGCUGAGACGGAAAAAUCCAAUGGUUCUGCCCAUUUCCUCGAACAUCUCGCUUUCAAGGGCACCGGCAAGCGAUCUCAGAAGGAUCUCGAGCUAGAGAUUGAAAACAUGGGAGCUCACCUCAACGCCUACACGUCCCGCGAACAAACCGUUUACUAUGCCAAAUCAUUCAAGGCAGAUGCAGCAAAUACGGUGGAUGUGCUUGCGGAUAUCCUGCAAAACUCAAAGCUCGAGGCAGCUGCCAUUGAACGGGAACGCGAUGUCAUUCUCAGAGAGCAGGAAGAGGUGGAUAAACAAACUGAGGAAGUGGUGUUUGAUCAUCUUCAUGCCUCUGCCUUCCAGGGACACCCACUCGGUAGGACCAUUCUUGGCCCAAAGGAAAACAUUGAGUCCAUUGGCAAGCAGGAUUUGAGUGACUACAUCAAGACCAACUACACCGCCGACAGGAUGGUGCUGGUUGGUGCAGGUGGUGUCCCCCACCAAGAACUCGUCAAGCUUGCUGAACAGCACUUUGGCAAGAUCCCCUCUUCCGGUACUAGUCAUGCUAUUGGAUCUCCUCGUGGUGAGAAACCACAAUUUAUUGGAUCAGAGGUAAGGUUGCGUGAUGAUACCAUGCAAACUGCCAAUAUUGCUAUUGCCGUGGAAGGUUGUGCUUGGAAUGACCCAGACUACUGGCCCAUGCUCGUUUGUCAAGCCAUUAUUGGAAACUACGACCGGGCACUCGGUUCUGCACCACACUUGGGUUCCAAGUUGUCUACCAUUGUGCAUGCCAACAAACUCGCCAACUCGUUCAUGAGUUUCUCAACAUCCUACAGCGACACUGGACUAUGGGGCAUCUACCUCGUCUCUGAGAAUGUCGAACAACUCGAUGAUCUCGUACACUUCACCCUCAAGGAAUGGUCGAGGUUGUCCAUUGCCGUGACGGAAGCUGAAGUGGAACGUGCAAAAGCUCAACUCAAGGCUUCUUUGUUGUUGGGUUUGGAUGGAACGACUCAGGUGGCUGAGGAUAUUGGUCGUCAAAUUGCAACGACUGGUCGGCGUAUGUCGCCAUUUGAGUGUGAUCAGCAUCUUGCCAAGAUCACGGCAGCGGAUGUCAAGGCUGUUGCAAAGGCAAAGAUUUGGGAUGCAGAGAUUGCAGUGAGUGCUGUUGGUCGCAUCGAAGGAUUGUUGGAUUAUAACAGAAUCCGAGCUGACAUGUCGCUGAAUAGAUACUGAGCUCAGCCUUUCGUGAGGAGCAAUUCCCUUCCAAGCAAACACUUCCUUGCUGUCAUCUGAGUCUUGAAUGUGCGUUAUAGAUUCACCGUAAGUAAAAAGUACGUUGGGCUUUGCUCGGCGUUGACUCGGUUGAGUGAGUUGCUCCUUGUCCGUUGCGCAGUCAGAUCAGAGAGAUCGUCAAAGUGCGCAGUUCACAGACCAACACACCCCAGGCUCAGGACUCGAGUUUACUGACCAAUAGAGGAGUUACUGAAGCAUCGUCAAGGGCCCAGGUCAUAGAGACACGGCGGCCAAAGCAUCAAUCUCCACGCUCAGUGCGUUUCAGCUCAGACGACACUUCAGCGCGCGCAUACACACUCCCACUGCAUUUCAAAUCGCAUACAAAAAAGGAGACCCUUCGCAACAGCGAUAAGGCGCUGGGCCUGCCUAUCAACCAGAG
Molecule: messenger RNA, 1903 nt
Organism: Protomyces lactucae-debilis
Lineage: Eukaryota; Fungi; Ascomycota; Taphrinomycetes; Taphrinales; Protomycetaceae
Product: mitochondrial-processing peptidase subunit beta
Exons: 2
Coding region: 37-1464 (475 amino acids)
Cellular component (GO): mitochondrion
Molecular function (GO): metal ion binding; metalloendopeptidase activity
Source: RefSeq, a predicted model, not a curated record